Messenger RNA from Sarcophilus harrisii (Tasmanian devil), 891 nucleotides. RefSeq names its product late cornified envelope protein 5A-like. Gene Ontology annotation, biological process: epidermis development. The record is from RefSeq and is a predicted model, not a curated record. The transcript is spliced from 2 exons. Bases 85 to 531 code for a protein of 148 amino acids. NCBI's taxonomy places the organism in Eukaryota, Metazoa, Chordata, Mammalia, Dasyuromorphia, Dasyuridae.
GGAUACCUCAAUCUACUUGCCUUCUGUGGUGAUAGACUGAACCCUACUCUGAGAGUGAAUCAGGUUUCCUGAGCUCCCACAAAGAUGUCUUGCCAGCAAAGCCAGCAGCAGUGCCAGCCUCCUCCCAAAUGCCAGACCCCCAAGUGCCCACCAAAGUGCCCUCCUAAGUCUCCAUGCCCUCCCCCUGUCUCUUCCUGCUGUGGCUCCAGCUCUGGAGGAUGCUGUGGCUCUAGCUGUGGGGGUGGAGGUGGCGGAUGCCAUAGCAGGAGAUCCCGAAGACGCCAACGCCAUAGCUCAGGAUGUUGUGGCCAUAGCAGUGGUGGGAGUUGCUGCAGCAGUGGCCAUAGCAGUGGUGGUGGAGGCUGCUGCAGCAGUGGCCAUAGCAGUGGUGGUGGAGGCUGCUGCAGCAGUGGCCAUAGCAGUGGUGGUGGAGGCUGCUGCAGCAGUGGUCAUAGCAGUGGUGGUGGAGGCUGCUGCAGCAGUGGCGGUGGGAGCAGUCAGCAGUCCGGGAGCAGUGGAGGAUGCUGUUGAACUGGUCCCCUCAGUCAACACCAACUAUAUUAGAAGAAUAAAAAAAACCAAUGACCCUGCACCAUCCUGUAGUUUCUCCCCACUACUACUUUCAUGUCUUCUCCCUUCCUUCCUGGAACUUGAAUUCCUAAGAUUUUAGAAGCAUUCAAAGUUAUUUCCUGGGAAAAUCGUUCUGUUGAAGUCCUGAUUGACCCUGUUAUUGAUACCUGCUUGAUCUCUUACUCCUGCUCUAUAUCCUGUCUUUUAAACUUUCUAGAAAGCACAUAGGGGAGGAGAGGGGAUCUCCAAACAUAAAAUUUAAUGGUCUGAUCCACAGGGUUCCUUGGUUGAGAAAGAAAAAUAAAAUGAGUUUACUUGGAA